ACCGAAGACUACUAGAAAGACGGGGGAAACCUGACCAGAUCUGACUUUCUCUCCCUUUCAAAGGCAGUUUCUGAACAAAAGCAACCCACGCCCUUUAGCUUAGCCGGUCCGUGACUCAAGACGGCGGGCGGGUUUGGGUGAGUUUUGCCCGCACCCACCUGGUGACCACUCCCAGCGCGCCACACUCCGCCCCCUCCGGCGCCCUCCGUCCUCAGCCAGCCCCAUUUUAUGCUUGUAACCACUGGGAACGGGCUUGGCUUCAACUGCCCACGGCAAAACUCCAUACUCUUCUUCGAGAAGGGUGCCUGCCGGGCAGGGGUCGUGCUUUGGGCCCAGAGAUCAGAACCAGGGCGAAGGAGAGGCCGGAGCCAAAAGCUUGCGUGCCAUGGCUCGGCAUCGGGGCGCCGGAGGACCGGGGGUUCUGCUGCUGCUUCUGACCUGUGUAGUCAUUGGAAAUGGACUUCAUUUAGAGAUUCUUGGUGGCAGGAAUGACCAGCUAUUCAAUACAAACAACCGGAUGAGACAAAAACGAGAGUGGAUUGUCCCACCAGCAAACAUCUGGGAAGAGCGUGACAAUUCCAACAGGAAUCCAAUUGCUCGAAUACGAUCUGAUCGUGAAGGUGAACCAGGAUUAGUUAUUACUUACACCAUUUCUGGCCAAGGAGUUACAGAACCACCCUAUCAGUUAUUUGUGAUCAAUGGAAAAACUGGAGCGAUAAACAUAACUGGGAUAGUGGAUCGAGAGGAAACACCAAUGUUGCAUCUGAGAGCCUAUGCAUUGGAUCAAAAUGGUGUAAACUUGGAAAAACCAUUAGACCUUCGAAUUAAAGUUUUGGAUGUAAAUGACAAUAGCCCAGUGUUUUCACAGCAAGUUUUUGCAGGUUCUGUUGAAGAACUGAGUGCACCCAAUACUAUUGUAAUGAAGAUAACUGCAACUGAUGCUGAUGAUCCAGAUACUAAGAAUGCCCAAAUUGCCUUCAAGAUUGUUUCACAGGAUCCUAGUCAGCCUGAGGCAUUUACAAUCAACAGAGCAACAGGUGAAGUUCGGACAGCAAGAUUUCAGCUUGACCGAGAGCAAAUUAAUUAUGAAGAAUUGAAGAACAUUGACUUGAAUAUUGUUGUUUCUAACAAAGCAGCAUAUCACCAAUCAAUUAUUAAUCAGGGCUACAAAGCAAACCCAAUUCCAGUUAAAAUCAGUGUGGAAAAUGUGAGGGAAGGCCCUGUGUUUAAGCCUCAAGCAAUGGUGAUUAACGGAAGUGAAACAAUGAAAGUGAACCAGGUUAUUGGACGUUAUCAAGCUUAUGAUGAAGACACUGGAAAAAUAGCAGAAAACAUCAGGUAUGCAAAAAAUCAAGAUCCUGGAAACUGGUUCAUAAUAGACUCAAAAACAGCUGAAAUCAAGCUGGUAAAAGUGCCUGACUAUGAAUCGCGAUAUGUUGUCAAUGGUACUUACACUGCAACCAUUUUGGCCAUAAGUAAUGAUGUUCCUUCACAGACAGCUACAGGUACCAUUGUUAUUCGAGUGGAGGAUCAUAAUGAUAACUGUCCAACUCUAGUGAAUCGGGACAUGAGUGUUUGUACUGAUGCCAAGUUCAUUAACAUCACUGCUGAAGAUCGAGAUGCUCAUCCAAAUGGUGGUCCUUUCACUUUCAUUCUUGAUGAGCCUGAAAGGAUGUCAGGCAAAUGGAUGAUUGGCCAGGUGAAUGGAAACAGAGCACAGCUCGUACCACAAGAUGUGAAGCCGGGCAUAUAUGAAAUUCCAGUCAUAGUGAAAGACAACCAAGGCUUGGCAUGUCCUGAUCGGCAGGUCCUGAAACUAGAAGUCUGUGAAUGUAUAGAUGGUGCUGGUUGCCAAGGAAAACUUGUGAGCUCCACCGUUAUGCUAGGGCCUGCAGCAAUUGCACUGAUUAUCCUGGCAUUGUUGUUGCUACUGCUUGUGCCCCUGUUGCUGCUGGCAUGUGGAUUUGGAUCAGGCACUGGAAAAGGCUUUACAGCAAUACCCGAUAACAGUGAAGAAAUGUUGCGUAACUGGAACAGUGAAGGGGCAGCACCUGAAAACAAGGCAAUUCUAAACCUCAUCGCUCCCUCAGCAUUGGACAACUCCGCUUCAAACGUUGGGAGUACUGCAGCAGCCGUGGGUGCCGGAGCAGGACUUGGAGCAGGAGGCGGCGCUGCCACUGGGGGCGGGUCUUCCUCUGUGUUCAAAGAGCAUUACUUCAACACUCAGACAACUGACAGGCAGUGGGAAGAGCAAGCAGCACUUCUUUCUGGGGCGGAGUACAGAGGCAGAGCAGGAGGCAUGGCAGCAGGAGGCGGCAUGGCGGCAGCAGGGGGAACCAUGACAGGAGGAGGAAUCAUGACAGGAGGAGGAACCUUGACAAUGGGUGCCCGAGGAACCCUUGCCAUGGAAAAGGGAGGUGCCGUGAAUGAAGAAUUCUUGAGGGAUUACUUCAAUGAAAAAGCCGAUACUUUUGCUGAGGAGGAGGAAGCCCACCUCAUCAAAGACUGCCUCCUUGUUUACUCUCAGGAUGAAGAAAAAGAAUCUGCUUGUGGCUCUGUGGGCUGCUGCAGCUUUAUUGAGGAUGACUUUGACGACCAUUUCUUGGAUGACCUGGGAGAUAAAUUUAAAACUCUGGCUGAGAUCUGCAUGGGCAAACACAUAAGUGUGGAAACCAGCCAGCACAGCUCUCAAGUUCGGCAACAAGCAAGUCCUAGUCUGGCAAUGAACAAAGGAGACGUACAAUAUGUAAAUCAACAGAACACUCUGAGUUCAGAACACAUCUAUACUUCUGCCCCUAGCUUCCAGGCAGCCAGCCCCAUGGCACCUUUUGGUUCGGGAACUGUGACAGAGGAGACCAUCACAGAGGCCACCUUGACCUCUAAGCCCGGCCUACAGCGAAUGAUGAAUGUCCAUGACCCUUUAGCUGGCAGCAACAAUGUUGUCAUUACAGAAACAUCUUAUGAAACAAAAGCCCCAGGGAUAAGCCUUGACCCUCAGUUUAAGGAGAAUGUAGUUGUGACAGAGAGGGUACUUGCUCCAGCGUCAAACCUGCAGGAUGUGUUAGAAAUGCCUCCUGGUGCCUUUCCAGACCUCCCAGACUCCAAGUAUGUUGUAGUGAGAGAAAGGGAAAGGGUGCUCGUACCAAGUUCUGAUUUGAAGGCUUCCUUAAGCAUCCCCAAUUUGUCAGAAGGACAAAAUGUGUUAGUAACCCAAACAGUCUUGACACCAACAACAAAUAGGCAGAGCACAGCAGAACGAGCGUCCUUCUCUGAGAGUGAUAGGCAGGAACUUACCUUCAUGUCAGACCCUUUCUUUAAUCAAGUGGGCACACAAGAGGGACUUCCCUCUGGUGGUACCAUGAGCAAGUCCUCAACAGUAAAAAAAUACAGCUCUGUCCACUAUACACGUUCGUAGAUUAUGUAUAUUCACUCAGCUUUUUUAUUAUUAUUUACCUUGAAUGUUGGUAGGAUUAAUGAAUGGCUUUCCCAAGGCUGAGGAAAUUGCUUUACUUUCCUUGCAGGAGCUUCCAUUAGAGAAAAAUGUAGUAACAACCAAAGAGGAUUAAGGAUGCAACCCUAAACACAUUUCCUGUAAGCCCAUUUGAAUAUAGUGGUACUUAUUCCUGAAUUAAAUAUUCAUAGGAGAGCAUAGUUAAAAAACUACUGCCAGGGUUGUGGGGGGGGGGAGGGCAGCAUUGAAAUUGCAGCCCCAGAAAGAGUAUUACUCAGUUAUUAAUAAUAAUUGUGCAGACUUCUAUGGGCUACCAUAGCUAUUAACACUACUUAGGUCCAAGUCAGGUUAAUUUAGGCAAAGUUUUAAUGAUUUUUCCUUAUUAACCUUCCAUGUGGUCCUCAAGGUGCUACCUCAAAAUCAAAUUGCAAUGAGUUCAUGAACUCUGUUCCGUAGUCAGUAUGUUUGGUUUUGCGGUAUAUACCAAAGUAUUCCAAUUUAAGUCAAUUCAACAUACUGUUUUCAACACCGGAUUAGCCAAAAGGGAAAUCUUCCGCAUGUUUUUUUCAGAAGCCCCAAGCAGUGUGGCAUAACCUGUAGGCAGUGUGUUUGGGAUUGCGGUUUUAAAUGUGCAGAUAAGUUGUUCUCCUGGGUUUCUGGCUUGGUCUAUUUUAAUGGCAAUAGAAAAUAAGCUUAUUCUAUAAAAGAAUGGGUAACUUUAUUUAUUCCGAGAUUUUUAAAAUAGAAGUAGAAAUUCCUUCUCAACAUUUCCACACACAUUAAGGCAAAAGCUAAUGAAGAGAAGCAGUGGGGUAAAACAGGAAUCCAAUCAAAUCUUGUUUAAUAUAGUUAGAAGUUAAGUCAUUUAGCUGUAUGCAAGCACUUGUUCUGAACUAUUGUAUUUGAGCAGGCCAUUGUCUUCUUUCUGAACACAAUACAUAUCAGAAAAGACUAGCAGGGUUGCAACAAAAUGUUUCUGUUCAGUUCCAGCCAAGCUUCCAUGCCCUUUCCUGGAUGCUGCAUUUUAUUCCGUCCUCACUCCAAGGGUUUUCUGUUUCUUCCUCUUCAUAACCUAUAACACUGUUAUCAUUUGGUCCACACUGAGCAUAUUUAACCCUUCUAGGUAAACAUGUAGAAUUGUGAGACUUGGCUGUAUAGUUGACCUCAGUGACUUUGGUCCAAGGCUGUGGAACUUGAUCUAAAAACUAGAAAUGUGUACCUGCCAAUCAAAUGAGGUAUGCCGUAUGAAUUUUUUAUAUAUUUUUUUCAUAGAAUUCACCUUUCCACAAGGGACUGCUGCCCUUUUCAUUUCAUUGGAGGCAGUUGAUCCAUUUGUGCAUAUGGGUUGGCUCCUUCAGUUGAAAUGAAUGGAAAUUGCACAUGCUAGUAAAUCAGUGUGUGUACUCAAUCUCAGGAAUAUAAGAUAUUUGUCUUUUUUUUAAAAUAAUGACUUUGUAGCAUGUGUUGUGGAUCUUGUUAAGUCAUUCAGUGUGGUAAUGUUGGACUCUACUUGUUGAAACCUACCAGAUGGCCUUUUACCCAUUCAUGCAUGUUUUUUUAUUGUUUUUAUCAAGCAUUUUGUAAAGCAGACACCACUUUCUUUUCCUCUCUCAUUAUUUCUGGACAUUAUAUCUGUGUUUGAUAUUUACAACUAAAGCAUAGAUCAGUGAGAUGAGAAUAUGUAUCAUGAUGGAUUUUAAACUUUUGGACAAAGUAAUUUUGUAUUUAAAGAAUAGGUUUAAAAAGAGGAUUGUGUUGAAUGAUAUCAUUCAUUCUACUUAUUUUAAAUUUUCCUUUUUGUAAAUCCACAGUUUCUGCUUUAGUUAGUUUUAUAUGUAUAUUGGAAUUCUAUGUAGGAAGUGAAGUCAUAUUCCUAUCACCCAAGGAAGUAUAGAUAAUCUACAGUUUCCAUCCUAUCUGGAAUAGGUGUGUGAUCUGCUUGUUUUCAAGAGGUGAAGUGGAUUUCUCAAUCUUUAGCUUUGAGACAUAGUUCUUUAAUUAGACUUGUUUUUGCACUGAUUUUGUAUUGAGGAGGGGAUGCAUUGUGCUAGUUUUUUUAAAUGGGAUUUCAAAUAAAAAAAACUAAAUAUA
Pogona vitticeps (central bearded dragon) is the source of this 5542-nucleotide messenger RNA. The record is from RefSeq and is a predicted model, not a curated record. Lineage: Eukaryota; Metazoa; Chordata; Lepidosauria; Squamata; Agamidae.